CCCCCGGGACGUUGACCCGAGUCUCCUUGCAUUGCAGCAUAGAUUAUACUACUGUCUUGGCCGGCCUCAAUGGCAGGUAGCGCGCGGAGUACCUAACCUACCGGCUGGUCAGCUGGAGCACAUUCCGCCGCUGCAUAUAACGAAUACAGCUUCGUGCUGCGUGUGUGCGUGUGGGUGUCCCUGGCUAUCUGGUUCUUGCCUCUCUGUCACCCUCGUUCUAGCGGCGGCGCUGCAGUAGAGAUGGGAGCGUGUGCGACGAAGCCUGCUGACCUCAAGGUCAAAGGUGAGGCGCCGGUGGUUCUGGAGGACGCCGCGGAGAAGAAGGCUGCCGGUGUGGCUGAAGCUGAACCGGCCGCCGGUGUGGCUGAAGCUGAACCGGUCGCCGAUGGGGAUCGCCGGAGGUCUCUCAGCGACCUGCUCAAGGAGAACGACGAGAGUGACGUCGAGGCUCCGGAGGCAGAGAGGAAGGCUGAAGAACCAGCAGAAGCUACCGCUGAUGAAAAUGGAGCGACAGAGGAGCAGCUAGCAGUUCAGCCCUCCAUGGCGGCGACCACGGCCGAAAUCCUCGAGCCAGAGGCUGUACAGGAUCCCCAGACACAUGCACAGGUGGUGGAAGAAGAGAAGCGUGUGGAUCCUGAUUCAGUUCAGGUAGCUGUUGUUGUUUCUGCUCAAAGUGUUGAAGACAGCAAGGUCGUCGCCGAUGCGUGUGCUCAAAGUGUUGAAGAGAGCAAGGUCGUCGCCGAUGCGUCUGCCUGAAUUAUUAUUUAUUUGUUUUGAGAAAAUGUACGUACCCCUCAGAUUGAUAAUGGUGUUUUCUUGUUCGUUUGCGUGCUGAAUAUGCUCAGAUUGUUUUCCUUUUUGUUUUCCUGUGUAUGCAUUGCGUGCCCAGUGGUGUAAUAGCUAGAUAUUAUUUUCAUUUGUCUCUUUAUGCAACCUCAUCACUACUA
Molecule: messenger RNA, 947 nt
Organism: Hordeum vulgare subsp. vulgare (domesticated barley)
Lineage: Eukaryota; Viridiplantae; Streptophyta; Magnoliopsida; Poales; Poaceae
Product: cytochrome c1-like
Exons: 2
Coding region: 241-756 (171 amino acids)
Source: RefSeq, a predicted model, not a curated record